UUUUUAACUGCCUGAGGGAGAGGGAGAGGGAGAGGGAAAGACAAACGCAAAAAACAAUGUCCACAUUUUCCGACUCGUUCGCACAAAGUGAGUCAACUCGUCCGUUUGACGACGACGAUUCCUACGCAGGUUACAAUUCACAGCCCUUCGAUGAUUCAUUCGCCACCGGCGACGAUGUUUUCGAGUCGCAGCCACCGAUCCACGGCCAGUUCUCACCUCAAGGGAAGGGAGAGUUUGGUGGAUCGGAGGGUCAGAUUUCGCUGUCACCGUCGGAGACGGAGGCUGAGCAGGGACCUGCUCUGAUAGAAUGGAGAAGACCAAGGCAAAAUGCGAUACUAUUGGAGGACAAGGAGAGGAGGGAAAAGGAGGUGUUGAGCCAAAUAAUCAAGGAAGCUGAAGAUUACAAAGUUGAAUUUUACAAGAAGAGGCAGUUCACUUGUGAGAGUAAUAAAACCACUAACAGGGAAAAAGAGAAGUUAUUUCUGGCCAACCAAGAAAAAUUCCAUGCUGAGGCUGAUAAGAAUUAUUGGAAGUCAAUUGCAGAGCUCAUUCCUAAUGAAGUGCCAGCUAUAGAGAGGAGGAAAGGGAAGAAAGAUCAGGACAAGAAGCCUGCUAUUGUUGUGAUCCAAGGCCCAAAGCCUGGGAAACCGACUGAACUCUCAAGGAUGCGGCAAAUACUAUUGAAAUUGAAGCAUGAUACACCUCCUCACCUGAAGCAUUCCCCAGCAGCAGCAGCAUCCACUGCUAAUGCUGCUAAAACCUGUGAUGCCACAGGAGUAACUACUUCCAUCAAGGCUAAUACUGUGGUGACUGCUCCUGAGCCUGUAGCUGUUGCUUGAUAAUUUUGUUGUUGCUUUCAUUCUCCAUUUAUUGAAAGAGGUGCAAGAGCUCAUUAGAAUGUGGUUGGCUUGGCUAACCUUUUUAGAUACGGUUCCCUGUUAUACUAGACUGCUAUUUUAUUUUAUUUUGCCUUUAUUGUGCACGCAACUAGGGCAUUUGAGCAGGUUUAUGAUUUGAUACAUUGCUUAUAAAAUUUCACCACUGCUUUUUCUAGUAGUACGCUGUUAUUCUGCGGUUGGAGACUGUAAAGCCGGAUGGCCCAGGAGCACGAAGUUUGGUGAUUUCAUGAUUCCAACGAUCCAGUUCAUCUGUUGUCCUACGCGGUGGAUGUGUGUUUGAGCUUGAAAAGCUCUUGGGGGCGGUGCAAUCCUGUUUUUAUCAUAUGGAUGUCGGCAAGCUAAUGAAUCUUUUAAAGCAGUCAUGGAAAAUCUGAUGUGUUGGGCCGCUGGGCGGCGCUGUUUUUGUGGUCCGCCUAUUUGGGUUUUAGUUGAGUUAUGUGGUCUUGCUACCGAACGACUUUAUCUGGAAAAGAAAGAUGAUACCUUCAGAGGACUCUUUUCUUUGGGGAUUAAUCUUAACUCACAUCUCAUGGCUAUGGAUGGGUACAUGAGGAACAUUACUGCAUGUGGUCCAGCUUCCAAGCGCUGGAGUUGGAAAUGACGCUGCUUGCAAAGCUUGACCCCUUUUCUUUUGCACAGCUCGAAAGUGUUUUCUUUGCCUGCUUCGGCGGUUUUAAUCCCCUACUUCGCACUUAUCGUAGGUUUUUUUU
Molecule: messenger RNA, 1609 nt
Organism: Populus euphratica (Euphrates poplar)
Lineage: Eukaryota; Viridiplantae; Streptophyta; Magnoliopsida; Malpighiales; Salicaceae
Product: clathrin light chain 2-like
Exons: 3
Coding region: 57-839 (260 amino acids)
Biological process (GO): clathrin-dependent endocytosis; intracellular protein transport
Cellular component (GO): plasma membrane; clathrin coat of coated pit; clathrin coat of trans-Golgi network vesicle
Molecular function (GO): clathrin heavy chain binding; structural molecule activity
Source: RefSeq, a predicted model, not a curated record